Aplysia californica (California sea hare) is the source of this 1180-nucleotide messenger RNA. RefSeq lists its product as uncharacterized. Gene Ontology annotation, molecular function: DNA binding. The record is from RefSeq and is a predicted model, not a curated record. NCBI's taxonomy places the organism in Eukaryota, Metazoa, Mollusca, Gastropoda, Aplysiida, Aplysiidae. The transcript has 5 exons. The coding region runs from base 244 to 1170 and encodes 308 amino acids.
GGAUGAUCAAAUUGACAAAAUCCAAUAAAAAAUGAUGUUAUAGCACAAAAGUAGACUAAUUUGAUUAUCUGCAAAGAUGCUACGGCCAUUUAACUUGUCGAAUCGAGCCGAACUGUGCCGGUCGCCAUUUUGUUUUGCUCGGAAGUUCUCUUCUCGCCAGGCCUUGGGCUGUUCCCGGAAGUUCUCGUUUCUACUACGAGAUUGAGGAGUGGGGUGGUCGUGAGUUGUCGGUCCUGAGUCGUCAUGAAGGAGAACGACACUUUUCGCUCUUUCGAGGAGUUUCAGUCCGAACUGUACUCCUUUCAAAUGGAAACAUUUACUCAGUUCACCUUAAGGACCUCGGAAAAGAUCCCUGCUACGGAUGAACUGUCUUCCACUCUCAAGUACAGUGUACUGAGAUAUACGUGUAAACAGGGGAGAGCGAUCCUUAGACCAUCGUCGGGGAAGCGCUCACGCAAGAGAUCUUUCAAGGUUGACUGUCCGGUGCAGUUGAAUGUUCGUUUGAAUCGACCAAAGGGACAGGAUCCAGUCCUCAAGGUCACCAAGCUGGUCAUAGACCACAAAGAUCAUGCUGUGUCGAAAGAGGACCUGGUCGUUGUAAAUCCCGAUGAUGCCACGAGAACGAUCAACACCAACCUGGACACCACCCUGAGCCCCCAGGACUUACCGAGAAUGAAGCAGGAACGUAUUUCCUAUCAGCCUCCAGGGAACACCUUCGCCUGUCUGGAAUCUGUCCAUCUUUCUCCCGCGGAGGACAACGCCUCUCCCCCCAACAGAUGCCAGGAAGUUGAUCCCACGGAGGAGAAUGUGUCCACAAGGUUACCCGGCUGCCCCAUGAAAAGGCUUUUGGGGCAAGACCAGCGGAAAAAUGGGUCGUCGCAUCCAGAACCUGGCGUGGGAAGCAGUCCACAUUGCCACGUUGGCUCUCUGUCGGACAAAUACCCUCUGUCCAAACGGAGGAAGAGAGAGAACGACUGGCAGGAGAGAGACGGGGAUGAGGCCUUAUUGGCAUCUUACGUCCCUCGUUUAAAGAAACUUUCCAGGGAGAUCAAAGGAUUUGUGCAGUUACAAAUGGCCCAGAUAUUUUUCAACGCAGAAAACCGCCACCUACCCCCUCUAGCUAUUGUUGCUCUUCCACUGAUCAAAGAUCGGACCGAUAAAGGCAAGUGAUUCAAAGUGU